Molecule: messenger RNA, 1614 nt
Organism: Cherax quadricarinatus
Lineage: Eukaryota; Metazoa; Arthropoda; Malacostraca; Decapoda; Parastacidae
Source: RefSeq, a predicted model, not a curated record
CCCCCUCCCCCCCCCCCCCCCACCCCCCCCCCCCCACCACCCCCCCCCCCCACCCCCCCCCCACCGCUCCCCCCCCCCCCCCCCCCCCCACUACCACUCCCCCCCCCCCCACCCGACCCACCCCCCCGCCAACCCCCCCCACCCCCCCCCCCCCCCCCCCCACCCGCGCCCCCCCCCCCACCCCCCACCCAGCACCCCCCCUCUCCACCCCCCCCCCCCCCACCCCCUACACCCCCACCGCCCCCGCCCCCCCCUCCCCCGCCACCCCCACCCCCCCCCCCCCCCCCCCCUUACCCCCCCCCCCCCCCCCCCCCCGCCCCACCCCCCGCUCCCCCCACCCCCAACCCCUACCCAUACCCCGACCUUCCCCCCCCCCCCCCCCCCACUCCCCCCCCCCCCCCCCCCCCCCCCCCCCCCCCCCCCCCCCCCCCCCCCCCGCCCCCCCCCCCAUACACCCCCCCCCCCCCCCCCCCCCCCACCCCCCCCCCGCCCCCACCCCAAACCCCCCCCCCCCCACCCCUCCCCCCCCCCCCCCCACCGACCCCCCCCCCACCCCCCUACCCCCCCCCCCCCCCCCCCCCCCCCCCCGCCACCCCUCCCCCUCCCCGCCCCCCACCCCCCCCCACCCCCCCCCACCUACCCCACCCCCAACCACCCCCCCCCCCCCCCCCCCACAACCCCCCCCCCCGCCCCCACCCCCCCCCCCCCCCCCGCCCCCCCCCCCCCCCCCCCCCCCCCCCACCCCCAAAACCCCCCCGCCCCCCCCCCCCCACCCCCACCACCCCCCCCCCCACCCACCCCCCCCCCCCUACCCCCCCAUACCCCUCCCCCCCCCCCCCCCCGCCACCCCCCCCCGCGACUCCCCCCCCACCCGCCCACCCCCCUCCCCCCCCCCCGCCCCCCCCCACCCCACCCCCCACCCAACCCCCCCCACCCCCCCCCAACCGCUAACCCCCCCCCCCCCUCCCCCCCCACACCCCCCCGACCCCCCCCCCCCCCCCCCCCCCCCCCCCCCCCCCCCCCCCCCCCCCCACCCCCCCCCCCCCCCCACCCCCCCCCCCCCCACCCACCUCCCCCCCCCCACCCCCCCCCCCCCCCCACCAACCCCCCCCCCCCCCCACUACAACCUUAACCCCGCCCACCCCCCGCCCUCCCCCCCCACCCCCCCCCCCACCCCCAUCCCCCUCCCUUACCUCCCCUCCCCCCCCCCCACCCUCACCCGCUCAAAUGAGCACAUAUGGUGAGGAGGCAAGCAAAGCUAAAGAUGUGGCACAGUUGCAGGAAGAGAUGUUAAUAGAAUAUGAUAUAGUGAGUGUUAAAACUGCCAUUAUAAUUAUUAGAAACCCCUCAGCAUCGCAGAAUGGUCCUGGGCUGGUGUUGGAGUGUGACAGCGAGGGACUAUCUGAUGCACAGGUUUGCAAGAUCCAGAAACUCCAAGAUGACAUACUGAAGCUUCAGCUCAUGCUUAGGAAUGGAACCGUGCAGUCUGAUAGUGUACCUGUGCAGGGGUUGACUAACGGUACAGUGGGGAGUGUCGCUCCGACAGUGGCAGCUCCUGUCACACAACCUCUCACUAAUGGCACUAAUGUGGUAAGCUUUUUACUCAGCUUUUAA